This is a messenger RNA of Glycine soja, 1825 nucleotides long. RefSeq names its product protein MOS2-like. Gene Ontology annotation, cellular component: spliceosomal complex. Gene Ontology annotation, molecular function: nucleic acid binding. Gene Ontology annotation, biological process: mRNA splicing, via spliceosome. NCBI's taxonomy places the organism in Eukaryota, Viridiplantae, Streptophyta, Magnoliopsida, Fabales, Fabaceae. The transcript has a single exon. Bases 79 to 1512 code for a protein of 477 amino acids. The record is from RefSeq and is a predicted model, not a curated record.
AAGUUUAGUUUCCAUAGAUGAUGGGUGAAAUUUGUCCCUUUUGUGUUUUUCUGCAGAUGUCUCGGUGGGAAGUAGUUGAUGUUCUUGUUCUUGUUCUUGAUUCGUGAAAGAAGAACUGAAAGCAUGAAGCUCUCCUUCUCCGUCCCAUCAUCCAAACCCCACUCGAAGCCCAAAGCCGUCUCCAACACCUUCGACGACAAUUCCACCUCCCAAAACGACACCGGCGGAACCAAAUACCUCAUCACCGAAUUCGACCCUUCCAAACCCGCUCCCACCUCCGUCCCCAAAACCCUAAUUCCCCCAAUCCAAAACCAAUGGCAACCCUUCAAGAAGAUGAAGAAUCUCCACCUCCCCACCGCCGCCGACGUCGAAUCCCUCGCCUUCGAACUCCACACCGACGGGGACCAACCCGAAUCCGACAUCUCCUACGGCCUCAACGUCCGUGCCGACAAUAAUCCAGAAGGAAACAACAAAGACGACAGUGAUGCUGCCGCGCCACGGCGUCGAGUUCCGCUGGAGGCCACGGCGCUGCAGAAGCUGAAAAGCGAUCUGGAGAGGCUGCCGGAGGACCAGGGGAUGGAGGAGUUCAAGGAUGUCGCCGUCGAGGGUUACGGCGCGGCACUGCUCGCCGGCUACGGCUGGAAGGAAGGAAUGGGGAUUGGGAGGAACGCCAAGGAGGACGUGAAGGUGGUGGAGAUCAAACGGAGAACUGCCAAGGAAGGAUUAGGGUUUGUCGGUGAUGCUCCUGCCGCGCUCGUUCUGAGCAACAAUGAGAAGGACAACAAGAAGAAGGAGAAGAAGGAGAAGGUUGUUAGGAUUGUUGGGGGAAGAGAUUCUGGGUUGAAGGGUAGUGUUGUGUCUAGGAUUGGGGAUGAUUAUCUUGUUUUGGAGCUUUCAAGGAGUGGAGAGAAGGUGAAGGUGAAGGUGAAGGUUGGUGAUGUUGCUGAAUUGGGUUCUAAGGAGGAAGAGAGGUGUUUGAGGAAAUUGAAGGAGUUGAAGACUCAGAGCGAGGAGGAUAAAGUGUCAAAGAGUAAGCGCGGUAGGGAUGAGGUGGAGGAGAAGAGAGGGGAUCUUAAUAGGAGAAAGGAGAAGAGAGUUGAUGUUGGUAGGAAAGAGGAGAGGAGAGUGGUGGAUCAUAGGAAGGUUUCCUGGCUUACAAGUCACAUUCGUGUUAGGGUGAUUAGCCGGGAUUUGAAAGGGGGGCGGUUGUAUUUGAAGAAGGGGGAGGUUCUGGAUGUUGUUGGGCCUACUACUUGUGAUAUAUCUAUGGAUGAGAACCGGGAGAUUGUUCAAGGAGUGUCACAAGAUGUUCUCGAGACAGUGAUACCGAAACGUGGGGGACCGGUGCUUGUGUUGGCUGGUAAAUACAAGGGUGUCUACGGGAGUCUGGCAGAGAGGGAUUUUGACCGGGAAACUGCCAUUGUUAGGGAUGCUGAUACCCAUGAGCUGCUCAAUGUGAAACUUGAACAGAUUGCAGAGUAUAUAGGGGACCCAAGCUUAUUGGGACAUUGAUUCUGGUGCAUCUGAUGUGGCAUACAACUGUACUUUCAUAUGGAUUAACAGAUAUGCAAGUAUGCAUCUUUGGAAUCUUGCAGUUUUUUUUCUUCAUUUUAAUGCCCCAUGAUAAUUUAAGGAUGAUCAUCCAUUUCAAAUUAUAACUUUUAUUUUGAAGUGUUUCAUAUAUUGAUUGAACUAGCUAGUACCAUAGGAAGAAAAGUUAGCUUUGUAACAAUAAUCUAUUUUCUUUGUUCAGUUACAUUGCUAUACUCUGUAAAAUGGUGUGGCAUCUUCUUAUAUUUAAGACAUUUGUUAUUAACUUUGUUUA